AUGGGAUUGUUUGCAGCUAUUACAGCUCUUUGGAUUUGGAUUUGGGCUUCUGCUGCCGCUUCAGAAAGUAGUAAAGAGAAUAAAGGUGGAACAAAUGAUUCAGUUGAGGACCGAGUAUUUACAAUAAUGUUAGGUUGUAUUAUUGCUCCAUUUGCUCUCAUAGGUAUUAUCUUCAUAAUUUGGUUUGUAUUGGGAAUCAUAGCCGGUAUUAUCAUGGGGUUGGGUUUUGGUGUGUAUAACUUAUCAUUAUUAGUAAUAAAAGGUAUAAGCCAAUUUAUAACGUGGAUAAAGCCAAUUUCAGGAAAUAUUAUACAGAAAAUAAAACAAAAGAGGCAACAACAAAUUGAGAAUAAUAUUCAUAAUGGAAAUUCUAGUUAUGAUCUCACAAAUUUCUUUAAAAAAAAAUCCAAACAACCAAACGAUAUAAAUAAUAAUAACAAUGAUGAUAAUAAUGAUAAUAAUUGGUUUAAUUUUGGGAAAUUUUUUGGACAAAAAUCUAAUAAGGAAGAAAAUAGUUGGAUAGCAAUGGAUCUUGAAUCACUACCAAAGUAUGAAGAAAUAAAUUGUUCUAGUCCACAAUUAAAUAAUUCAAAUAGUUUCAAAUGA
Molecule: messenger RNA, 606 nt
Organism: Ascoidea rubescens DSM 1968
Lineage: Eukaryota; Fungi; Ascomycota; Saccharomycetes; Ascoideales; Ascoideaceae
Exons: 1
Coding region: 1-606 (201 amino acids)
Source: RefSeq, a predicted model, not a curated record